CACAUUCAGGUGUCCAAGUUGAUCGUAAGAGUCUUGCAUAAGAUGUUUUUGUGUUUCGUCCAACAUACUGAUGGCAGCAAGUCUUUGUGGGGGCUACAUUUUUCCUUACCUUCUUUUUUUUGCUCUCUCUCAUUCAGUCUCUCUCGAUUUCAUUGUGUGUGUGGUGAUUUGCUCUAAUAUGACUAAAAAUGAUUUCCUUUUCCCUUUCUGUCUCUCUCUCUGUCCGUUACUUUUUGCUCCAUUGCGAUCGCUAACCUUUCCACAAAUAAACACUAAAAGAGUCUCAACCGAGUUUGAGAGAAGCGGGAGAUUUGAGGGCUCAAGUCGCCAUGUAUCUGGGGAUCAGCAGAAAGAUGAAGGGAAAGAUGGAAAAGACGGGAAACCCCGCUCUCUCCGUUUCACCUGGAGUAUGAACACCACCAGCACCAUGGAGCCAGCCGACAUCAUAAAUGAGAUCCGCAAAGUCCUGGACGCCAACAGCUGCAGUCACCAGCAGCGUGAACGCUUUCUGCUUCUCUGUGCCCACGGGGACAGCCGCUCCGACAGCCUCGUCCAAUGGGAGAUGGAGGUUUGCAAACUGCCCCGGCUCUCACUUAAUGGUGUCCGUUUUAAAAGGAUAUCUGGCAACUCCAUCGCUUUUAAAAACAUUGCUUCCAAAGUUGCAGGCGAACUCAAGCUAUGAAUAUAUCUUUAAUCUAACUGCAUAGAGAAAUUUAUGGUUCAGUUCAGUAUAGGCAAACAGAUUAAGCUGUACAAUCGAAAAGUAGCAGUUUCCGAAUGUUUUUUCUUUCUUUUUUUUUUUUUUUUUUUUUUAAUAAACCACUUACAUGUAUUUGAAAAAAUGUAUAUAUUUUAACAUUGCUUAAAGCAAUAAUUUCUUAACAUCGUAUUAUCGUGCAAGUCGUUAAAUGCUGUAUAAAGAACCUUUCAGUGUUACGAUUGUAUGAUGCUCUGAGGAGAUGUUCAGAGAGGAACUCAUUGCCAUCGCCGUCGUUGCAGACGGAUCAGUUGAGGCUGAUCAUUCAGGAAAUGGACGCUAGAUGGAGAUUUAUGGGUUUCGUUUCAUCUCUUUAACAGGCGCUAUUCUGUGGUGAUUUUAAGUAUCGCGUGUUUUGGGCAGCUCUUGUGUAAAGGGUUUCGCCUGAAUCUUGAGUUGCUUUUUGAAACUUUGCUCUGCUCCUCUAUGUAUUGAGGAUGCUCGUCUGUGAAAGCGGCUGCAGUAAACCUGAUUUGAGCUCC
This is a messenger RNA of Puntigrus tetrazona (Sumatra barb), 1239 nucleotides long. Its product is annotated as MAP/microtubule affinity-regulating kinase 3-like. NCBI's taxonomy places the organism in Eukaryota, Metazoa, Chordata, Actinopteri, Cypriniformes, Cyprinidae. The record is from RefSeq and is a predicted model, not a curated record. The transcript has 2 exons. The coding region runs from base 71 to 682 and encodes 203 amino acids.